Messenger RNA from Erigeron canadensis, 932 nucleotides. Its product is annotated as protein FATTY ACID EXPORT 1, chloroplastic-like. Bases 81 to 599 code for a protein of 172 amino acids. Gene Ontology annotation, cellular component: membrane. Lineage: Eukaryota; Viridiplantae; Streptophyta; Magnoliopsida; Asterales; Asteraceae. The transcript is spliced from 6 exons. The record is from RefSeq and is a predicted model, not a curated record.
ACCACCCCAUCAACCAAAUUUUCCCAUUAACAUAAGAUAGAAAAAAAGAAAAAAAAAAACCAUUUCCAAGAUUUUCAAAAAUGUCAGCCGCAGCAAUGUCUCAAUUAUCAUGUUUUGCCACCAUUCAUUACAAUACCAACACAGUUCAUCCACCACAUCUUCUUAUUCCUUCUCAGAUUGCAAAUGUUACUUUGCAGUUACCCACUGGUAUCAACAGUGAUCGACAUGCCAUAAAAGCAUCCAAUUCAGGUGGGAUUGUUUUUAGUGGAGGGCUUAUUGGUUUCUUGUUUACAAGAGAUCCGGCUACUUUGAUAUCCGGUGGACUUUAUGGUAGUGCUUUACUGGUCUUCAGCAUGUUCAGCUUGAAUGUCUGGAGACAAGGGCAAUCUAGCUUACCAUUCAUACUUGGACAAGCAGGAAUCGCUGCUGCCCUUUUUUGGAAAAACAUGAAGACCUAUUCAUUGACGAAGAAAAUAUUACCAACAGGCUUAAAUGUUGUCUUAAGUGCUGCAAUGUUGUGCUUCUAUAUGUAUGUGGUGGUGUCUGGUGGAAACCCACCUUCAAAAAAAUUAAAGUCUGCUGCCGCGGCUCCAUCUUAGUGGCGACAUGGGCCCAAAGUAUAGUUUUUUCAUCUACUUUAGACUGAAAACGUAGAUAGGGUUUAUCCGUGUUAAGUCGAAAGAGGUUUCAGCUUGAGUUUUUUUAUAAGUGUUCACAUAUAGACAUAAAGUUACUGGGGUGUGUGGCACCAAGAUUGCAGGUUGAGCCGGUAUGGUGGUGGAUUCAAAGCAGUUUUGGAACCACUAUUAUUAAGAUACUAAUAAAGAUGUUUGAAUUAAUAAAACUACUUGGGAGGGGUAUGAAUAGAGAUAAUCUUUUGCCGAAUGUUCUUGAUCAGUUUAAUCUUUUUAACUCAAUCCCCUUUCAGCUAA